AUGCCCCUGACGAAUCUCCAGUCCUCCUGCGCCCUCGCCCGAGCCGCCGACGCGACAAGCCGCAGCUUUCUUGCAAUUCCUGCCGCCAGCGAAAGCGAAAGUGUGACCGCCAAAAGCCUUGUUCUCAUUGCAUUACAAUUGCACGCUAUCUCGCCCACUGCCCAGCACCUUCACGAAGAUAGCAGCACAUCUGUCAGCGAGCUAGGUGGGUUGGCGACGCCAAGCAGUUCCGCUUCCGUUCCAUCGCCAGAGGCUACAGAUUUGAAAUUAACCGAGUCCGGAACUGGCUUUAAAGAUUCAACCCACUGGACCUCCGUGCUGAGCGGCGUGAUAGAGGCAAAGGGCCAAAAUCAUCCGCUAGGCGCGAUCCAAUCGGAGCCUGCAUUCGACGAGGGUUCAUCACCACUCGAUCAGAAUGUCCUCCUCUUUGAGGGGUUCAAACAUGCAACUAAUCAAGAUCUCCUCGGUUCAAUGCCGUCCAGGAAAGAAUCCGACGGAUUGGUCGCACUCUACUUUCGAGCUCAGGAAUAUCGGUCUGUAAUACAUCCGGCCGAGUUUUUGAAAAGAUAUAACGCAUUCUGGGAGAAUCCUAGUGCUACAUCCGUCUCCUGGCUCGGCCUCUUGUACAGCAUCUUCUGCCUCACCAGUCAAGUCCAGAGCCAAGAGAAUGGCCGGGCCAGAGCCCAGAACAACUGGUCAUCUGCCUGGUCCCCCACAGUCUUAUAUAAGAUAUUGAGAUAUCGAGAAAAGGUCGUCCAGUGCCUAGUCCAGGGUCAGUUUGCCAAGGGGGGUCCUGACAUUAUGGAAACCCUUGUUCAUUACCUCUUGAUCGAGAGCUACUUGAACAGAGUCUCCAACAUUGGAGUCUGGCUCUUGAUGGGCAACAUUGUCCAAAUAGCUAUCCGCAUGGGCUACCAUCGAGACCCGCAGCACUUCAAGUCCCUAUCCCCUUACCAGGGAUUCGCAACGCAGAUGGGCCUCCCUAGCAGCAUCAAGCACUCGCUUAGCGACACUCUGCCGCCCCGAAACCUACAGGAUCGCGAUUUUGACGCCAGAUCGACUGGCCUGCCGCCCGCGAGACCCAUCGACGAACUCACCUCAAGCACCGUGAUCCUCGCCAAGCUUCACGUUGCCACCAGUUUGGGCGUCAUAUUAGACAAGGUAUGCAGUCCUCACCGGCUAUCACACGAGGACCUCGUCGCGGCGAAUUCAACACUAGACAUAACUCAUGCGACCAUUCCCGACCCAUGCAAAUUCCGACCCAUGUCCGAAUCUCUACUGGACCCUCCAAGCGUCUUAUUUCAGAGAGCCCGGAUCCUAGUCAACUGGAAGUUCCUCAGUACCUCGAAGGAUACGACUCGCAGCAAUCAGUGCUGGAGUAUCGUAAUCGAGGCGGCCUUGAAGAUCAUGCGGCUGCAGCACCGCAUGGCGGAGGAUUCCGAGGUCUUGGAUGAGUUCCGCCCUACUGGUAUGGUCGACUCGUGCUUUAUAAAUAAUGGGUACUUUCUAGCCGCAAGUAUCGCGUGCUUUCUCGUGCAGCAUCGCAAGGACAGAUUGUCGGUCCAGGAUCUAUUGGAAGUGCAAAUUCUGCUGGAAAAGAGUCUAGCCAUCUGGAGCUGCACAAAUGACUUGUCGAGAGAAGCAAGCAAAGUGGUCACGGCUCUGAGAGUCGUACUCGGAAAACCCGAGGAUCCCUGUACAGACACUACAAUAGAAGGAAGGGCGUCAUCUCAAGCAGGCGGAGGUGAGAACCCAACACAUCAUUGCAAAGACUCGGAUCUAACUGAGCUUGUGCGCGCCAUCCCAGAUACCUUUGGCAGAAGUCAGAUGGCGUUUUCCAGUUGCACCUCUUUCUUUGAUGACCUGCCUUUGAUGAUUACAGACGACGAUACUGCAGCUUUGCCUUCACUGUCAUCCAUUCCUAUGAUACAUUAUUGGCCACAGGUAUAA
Messenger RNA from Penicillium cinerascens, 1950 nucleotides. RefSeq names its product fungal specific transcription factor domain-containing protein. Gene Ontology annotation, biological process: DNA-templated transcription. Bases 1 to 1950 code for a protein of 649 amino acids. Lineage: Eukaryota; Fungi; Ascomycota; Eurotiomycetes; Eurotiales; Aspergillaceae. Gene Ontology annotation, molecular function: zinc ion binding; DNA binding. The transcript is spliced from 8 exons. The record is from RefSeq and is a predicted model, not a curated record. Gene Ontology annotation, cellular component: nucleus.